This is a messenger RNA of Brassicogethes aeneus, 1056 nucleotides long. Lineage: Eukaryota; Metazoa; Arthropoda; Insecta; Coleoptera; Nitidulidae. The record is from the annotation of a GenBank genome assembly.
AUGGAAAAUAAUUUUAAUGUGCAAGUUGUUGAUAUGUUGUUGAUUUUGGGGGAGUGUAGAAAAAACUACAGAGAAGCUGCACUAGUGUGGGCAGAGAGGUUUCCUGAUAAUCGUAAAUCUCAUAUGGCAUUUCAAAGACUGGAAGCGAGGAGUCGUACUACUGGCAGUUUGAAACCAAAAAAACGAGUUCGGAGGAGAUAUAAAACUGAUGAAAAUAGUGCAAUUGGCGUUUUAGGAGCGGUAGCUGUUGACCCGCAAGUCAGUACCAGGCGGCUUGCUAGAGAUGCUGGUCUGAGUCAAAAAUCUGUUCUGAACAUAUUGCAUUUGUACAAAUUUCAUCCAUAUCACAUGACACUGCACCAAGAGCUAUACGGACAAGAUUUUGAAAAUCGCGUUGCAUUUUGCAAUUGGGUCGCCAGAAAAAUGCUAGGAAAUAACAGAUUUUUAAAAAAUAUUAUUUUCUCCGAUGAAGCUACAUUUCAUAAUUGUGGGCAGGUAAAUAGACACAAUAUGCACUACUGGGCUGCGGAAAAUCCCCACUGGGUAAGAAUUCGGCCAAAUCAACACCCAUGGUCACUUAAUGUCUGGUGUGCAAUAAUGGAGGAUAGAGUUAUUGGUCCGCAUUUCUUUGAAGGGCACUUAAAUGGAGAAAUGUACACGGAUUUUUUAAGAAACCAUUUACCGCAGUUAUUAAACCAGAACAUAAACCUGGACAUGUGGUUUCAGCAGGAUGGAGCUCCACCUCAUUAUGCUAUUGAGGCCCGAACCUAUUUGAAUGAAAUUUUUCAAAAUAGGUGGAUUGGUCGAGCUGGUCCGGUCAAUUGGCCUGCUAGGUCACCUGAUUUGACCCCUCUGGAUUAUUUCCUUUGGGGUUUUAUCAAGGACAAAUUGAUGGCGAUUGCGCCUACAACAUUAGAGGACAUGAAGGACAGAAUCCGCGUUGCCUGCUCUAAUGUAACACCUGAAAUGCUGCAGAAUGUACGGAACUCAUUUAAAAAAAGAGUGAGAAAGUGCUUAGAACUUCAAGGUCGGCAUUUUGAACAAUUUCUUAAAUAA